AUGGAGCGAGCAAAAUCAAUAUUAAGGACAAGUAGUCCCACCAUUGGAUCAAAAAACAAACUUGAUGAACUGGAAAGUAGAAAUUUUACACUUGAAGAAGAGGUUAAAGAUUUAAGAAUUCAAUUGAGCAAUAAACAAAAUGAAACUAUUAAAUAUCAAGAAAUGUUAAAUAAAAGAACAAGCAUAUUCAAUGCAGCUAACAAAAGUUUAACGGAUUUGAGACAAACGGUGGCAACAAAAGAUGCUGAAAUUGAAGAGUUAAAAGCAUCUUUAGAAAAAUUAAAAUUAAAAGAUGAGAAAACAAAAACCUCAGUUGAUGAAAGUCAAAAAUCGGUGGAAAGGCUGACAACAGAAAUACAUAGUCAGACUGCAAUGUAUAAUGCACAGAUUGAACAAUUGGAAUCAAAAUUAAGACAAUCAACUCAACAAAUUGCUCAAAUCAAAUUAGAAUUUCAACAAUAUAAAACUAGAGCACAUGCUUUGCUUGAACAAAAAAAUCUCAAUGAAAAUUCCAGCUCAGAAAAAUCAGAAUUAAUAAUUAUAAAUAAAAAAUUGGAUUUUGAACUAAGUCUCAAGGUUAAUGAAUUGAAAAAUGUGAUGGAGAGAUUGCAUUUAUCAGAGAAUAAUUACAAACGCAAUCUUUCUGAAGAAAAUGAAAAUUUGAGAAAAGCACUUCGAGAAAGUGAGGAAAAUUAUAAAUCUAACAUUGAAAAUUUUCAAGAAAAAAUCGAGCAAUCAACAGAAAAUGUUCAAAAAAAUCUUGUUAAAAAACAAGAAGAAAGUGAUGAGUUGCAAAAAAAUUCAGAGCAACUUGGUGAAGAAUUACUCAGACUUCGUGCAGAAUUGGAGGCACGUAAUGAACAAAUAGAAGAAUUACAAAAACAAAUUUCUAAUAAUAAAUCAUCUUCAUCUCCACCACCAUCAGCUAUUCGUACCCAUUUUAGAAAAGAUAGUACUGGCUCAUACAUGGAAGAUCGUAAAUCAUUAAUUCCUUCAAGUGCACCUGAAAAAGAAAAGGAUUACCUAUUAAAGUUACAUCACAUGGCAGAAUUAUUAAAUGAAAGCGAGUCUACGGUCCAAAGAUUAAUGGAACAAGAAAGGUUAUUAAAAGAUGAAUUACGUAAAUUGGAUAGAUUAGAAAAACGACAGGAUUUGAGUGUUGAAUAUUUAAAGAAUGUAGUACUAAAAUUUUUUGAAACUAAUCCAAAUGAACGUGAGCCACUUAUUUCCGUAAUAUCAACAGUAUUACAAUUAAGUCCUGAAGAAAUCAAAAGUUUUAAGGAACACGCAUUGAAUAAUUCAAUUCAUAGUCCUGUAGUAUUAGGAUUUGGUUUUAAUUAA
Messenger RNA from Entrophospora candida, 1341 nucleotides. The record is from the annotation of a GenBank genome assembly. Lineage: Eukaryota; Fungi; Glomeromycota; Glomeromycetes; Entrophosporales; Entrophosporaceae.